Messenger RNA from Danaus plexippus (monarch butterfly), 1268 nucleotides. RefSeq lists its product as uncharacterized. The transcript has 5 exons. The record is from RefSeq and is a predicted model, not a curated record. Bases 92 to 1057 code for a protein of 321 amino acids. Lineage: Eukaryota; Metazoa; Arthropoda; Insecta; Lepidoptera; Nymphalidae.
AACUGUUUGUAACUCCAUACUAUCGAUGUUAUAAAAAUCGGAGUAAGGAUGGCAACCCUUCACUCUUAUUCGGUGCACACUUCCGAUCAAAAUGGAUAAAAACAAUGAGAAGAUCGGUGAGAAAAAAUUAAAAGCGGCUGAGAUUAAAUUAAAUAAAAUAUUGCGGAAGAUUAGUUUGCUUAAACUCAACAACUACGACAUUUCCCGGAUAGAUUUACCACAGAAUAAAGAAAGAAAGAAAUUAUUGUAUUUCAAUAGUUGGCUGAAGAAUUUUGCCAUUUGUGUCAUGGCAUUCACUGGGGUAGCAGCGAGCUGGUGGUGGCAUUACUCACAAUUCUAUCCAACCUGUCUCAUCCCACUACCUCUGGAGUCCAAGUCACUGUUCCGUUCUCCGGAAGACUGUUCCAUGUGUGACAGAGUGAGUGACGUCAUCCGGUUGGCUAACAUUACGGCAGAAGAGUUUGAAGGAGACUACGCUUAUACGACACAACCUGUGAUAGUAACUGAUGCGACCAAACAUUGGAAGGCUAUACAAGAAUUUAGUUUCGAUUUCUUCUCAAAAUUUUAUCGCACGACCAAAAUGGGUAGAAAAAUUAACGAAUGCUUUUACUUCGCGUAUAAAUCGGGUUUAAAUUCUCUGGACGAGGUCUUUGCUAUGGACGAGACGAGAGCGAAUUUGUCUGGAGAGCCCUGGUACGUGGGAUGGAGCACGUGUUACGAGGAAGAGACUAGGGCGCUACGGCAAUACUACAAGAGACCAUACUUCCUGCCGAAAACGGCGGAAAGCGAUAUGGUCGACUGGAUCUUCAUGGGAGGGCCGGGACAGGGCGCGCACAUGCACGUGGAUUCAGUCCGUCACAUGUCCUGGCAGGCCCAGGUCCGCGGGUCCAAGACCUGGCAGCUGGCUCCUCCGCCCGAGUGUCUCUACUUCUGUCGAUGGAUAACCUUCACAGUACAGCCAGGGGAUAUACUGGUGGUGAACACGAAUCGUUGGUAUCAUAAGACGACCGUCCUCCCCGGAGACAUCAGCAUCACUAUCGGAGCGGAGUAUGACUAACACUACGGCGUUUAUUUUUUCCAACAAUAUAUUAUUUAAUGUAUAUGUUUAUUGUUCCCUAACAAAUAAAACAACUUCAUGUGCUAAGAGAAUUAUAUAUUUAUUUGAACAUCGGAAGCUACGAUUAUCUAAAAGGAUUACACAUCGGUCACUGUCUACGGGAACUAAUGUUCUAUAAAAUGUAAUUUCUAUUUGUAAGUAUACAGAGAGA